Naegleria lovaniensis is the source of this 2025-nucleotide messenger RNA. RefSeq lists its product as uncharacterized. Gene Ontology annotation, molecular function: ubiquitin-protein transferase activity. Gene Ontology annotation, biological process: protein ubiquitination. The transcript has a single exon. The record is from RefSeq and is a predicted model, not a curated record. Lineage: Eukaryota; Heterolobosea; Eutetramitea; Acrasida; Naegleriidae. The coding region runs from base 1 to 2025 and encodes 674 amino acids.
AUGAUCAAUCCUCACUCAUCUCAGAGCCACAACCAUCACUCUUCUCCAGGAAUGCCAACUGUCAAUACCACGACAAGUGCGACAGGGCUUUCCAUACCUUCCUCACCCAACAGCAACAACAAUUAUUCACUCCAUAACACCAACAACAAUGUGCCCUUGAAUCACUCUCACUCGACCAUUGUCUCCAAAGAGAGUUGUCUUUCCCCUGUAAAUCAUCAUCAUUCCGAAUCAACAACAAGAACAUUUCAUCAUUCGGAAGAUCAACAAGCCAUAGCAUCCAACAAUGAAGUAUUCUUUUUCGUCAUGACUCCCGAUGAAAAGAAUCAAUUCAUGCUUCGAGUCGAUCAAUAUGUUCAAGAAAGACGACCACACGAAGCACUUUCCUUACUUGCUCAUAAGGCAAAAAAUUUACAAGAUCAUUUACAAGAUUUAAUGAAUCAACAAGAGAGUUUACAUCGAGAAUAUGAACAAGUACGACGACGACGACUUGAAUACUUUGAUAGGAUUAAUAAUAUCGUGUAUCAUCAAGAUGGAGAGUCACAAAUGAUUGAUUUUCAUCGAUGGAAUCAAUUAAGCAUGACCAUUGACGCUGUCAAGAAACAACUUGUGGAAUUAAUGUUGAAAAAAGUACAAAUGUUACUUCCCAUGCAACUCGAACAGGAAGCUGAACGAGAUUUGAAAAUAAUUUUCAAUCUUGAUCCACAAAAUGAAAUGGCAAAUCAAUACGUUUCAAUUUUGGAACAACAAUUACAAGAAAAGGCCAUUCAAGAAGAAGAGGAAAAAUUAGAACAGUUACAACGGCGGCGGCGUAAUGACGAAACAAUCCUCUUGUCUGAUCUGGAUUCCGGAACUCUUCAUGAACGAUAUGGUGUCGUCUCUCGAAAACGAACGAAUACUCUCUAUGAUUUCAACGAAGAUAUUGAAGAAUUGGAAUGUCCACUUUGUUAUCGAGUUUUCUAUGAACCUGUGACGCUGAGUUGUGGCCACACGUUCGAUCGUAGUUGUAUUUGUCGAGUGCAUGAUUAUAGUGACAAGUGUCCACUCUGUCGACAAACCAUUCACGUUGUGCCCUAUGAUUAUCCAGUGACCGUAGUCAUUAAUGAACUAUGUCAAAAAUAUUGUAAACAACAAUAUGAGCAACGAAAGAAGGAAAUGGAAGAAGAAAAUGGUUCUCGACAACUCAAUAUUAAUCACAUUCCCAUCUUUGUAUUGGACUUUGUACUGUAUCCUCAUACCUUACUGCCGUUACACAUCUUUGAACCUCGUUAUCGAUUAAUGAUGAGACGAUGCAUGAGUGGAAGUAAAUGUUUUGGAUUAGUAUGUUGUGGACCGAAUCGUAAUGGUGACAUUGCCAAAUAUGGUUGCAUUGCAAAAAUUACCAGUUUUAAAUUAUUGCCAGAUGGUCGAAGUAUUAUUGAGACAGUGGGUACGGAUCGAUUCAAAAUUUUGGAAAAGUGGGACACGGAUGGAUAUAUUUGUGCCAAAGUUCAAUUACUCAAAGACAAGACUGAAAAUGAAAUUCAUGUCAUGGAGACUGGACAAUUCAACACCAACCGUACGACCUCUGUGCCUCAGGGUGGAAAUGGAAAUUCUCAUGACACGCCCAUUUCUUCAGUGAGAAUGACCAGUAAUGACGCCAUGCAUCCAUCCUCACACGGUGUACCUUCUUCAUCAUCGACAACCUCCACUGCCAAUUCCUUCUGGAAUGGAUUGGACAAUGUUUGGCACACAGCAGAGAGAAUGACUUUGCAACAACUCAAUGAACAAUUGUAUCAACUCGUAGACAUAUUCCUGCAAGAUGUUGGACCAGAGACGAAACAAACCAUUAUUCAAAAAGUUGGGCCUUAUCCCAAAGAGAAUGAACCAGAAAAAUUGAGUUUUUGGGUGAGUGCCAUGUUGCCUCUCACAACUCAACUCAAGCUAGAUUUAUUGGCCAUUACUAAUACUAAGGAAAGAUUACGAGUGUUGUUGUCGAUAUGUAAACAAAUUGCUCAGUCUCAACAAUCGAAUUGUGCUACUCAAUAA